Messenger RNA from Malassezia globosa CBS 7966, 2247 nucleotides. Its product is annotated as putative acid sphingomyelinase. The record is from RefSeq and is a predicted model, not a curated record. Gene Ontology annotation, biological process: sphingomyelin catabolic process. Bases 1 to 2247 code for a protein of 748 amino acids. The transcript has a single exon. Gene Ontology annotation, molecular function: sphingomyelin phosphodiesterase activity. Lineage: Eukaryota; Fungi; Basidiomycota; Malasseziomycetes; Malasseziales; Malasseziaceae.
AUGUGGCCGCGGUUGCUUGUCCACACCGUCGUGAUUCUGAUCCUGAUGUGCUGUCUUACACACCAGUACGCAGCUGAAGCGGCAGCGUCAGGACCAGCGUCGUCCCAGGCGUCUGGUCGGCCUGUGUUUUCAGGCCAUGCCAAGUUCCCGACGAGCUUGUUUGAGUCCAUGUACUUCAUGCCUAAGAAACCCACGGCUCAGCCACGAUCCGCCGUGCGUCGUCUCGAUGGCACCUGGUUCCCGGACGAUCUGAACAACCCAACGAAACUCCCUCAGUCUGCGCCUCCCGCCGAACGGGUCCUGCCGCCACCUCUGCAUGGCAAGCACAAGGUCAGUGCCCUGGUACACGACCUAUUCAACAUCGCAUACCAGCUGUUUCGCCCCCAGAAUGCAUCACAUGGCCUGUGCGACUUGUGCCGCACAGGUCUCAGCACGUUGCAGACCAUCACCCACCUUGAUCCGGAGGGCGUGCCCGCUGUGUUGACGGCGCUUUGCCGCACAUUCCAGCUCCUUGGCAAGAAGGACGUCGCCGACCAGUGCGCACUGACGUUCUCGCGCGACAUGUAUGGCGGGCCUAUUGCGCAGGUGAUGAGCUACGGCAACUUUUCCGGCCGUGCGCCCGACGCGACGCUCGUGUGUGCAGCGGUGCCAUUCCACUUCUGUGAGUAUCCCUCCGAGGAGCUCUCAGCGUCCUUCUUGCAUGACUGGUUCCAUGGAUCUACCGAGGCACCACAGCAUGUCGUAGACCGCUGGCACCAGCAGCAGGAGCAUGCGCGUGCAUCGUUCGACGCGUCCCACAUGCUCCGUGUGCUGCACGUGUCGGAUCUGCAUGUCGAUGGCCGCUACAUGGUCGGCAGUGAGAGCAACUGCACGUUUGGCGAGACGCGCUACUGCUGUCACUCCAUCAGUGCGAACGAGAACUAUUUCCACCAGCCCCUGACGGAGGGGGUCGUACCACGUCGCAACAUAUCGGCGCCGGCCCAGUAUUGGGGUCACUACACGUGUGAUGCGCCGUGGUCGCUGAUCGGCAGUGCCUUUGAAGCGAUCCAGCAUGUGGGCGAACAGCACGCGUACGACCUGGGUCUUUUCACCGGCGACUUGACCGUGCACGACGAUCUGUUCCGCUACUCGCACGACCUCGUCGAGUACAGCGCACGUAGCCUGUUCGACAGUCUUGCCAAGGUGCUGGGCGACGCGCCCCUGAUGGCGACGCUCGGAAACCACGACUCGUCGCCCGAAAACUUCUAUGCGCCGCAUGCCAUGCCACACGGUCAAGCGGCCCAAUUCAAUUGGGACUCGCGCUUUAUGGCUCGGCUGUGGCGCGAGAAAGGCUGGAUCGACGAGGAGGCCGAGAAACAGGCUCGCUCACACUACGCAUGUUUCUCUGUGAGCCCCCGCCGGGGACUGCGGGUCAUCUCGCUCAACUCCGACUUUUGGUACUAUGUCAACGUGUUCAACUACAUCCACUCGACCAACCCGGACUUUAGCGGCAUGCUCCGUUUCCUCACUGACGAACUGUUCAAGGCCGAGGAACGCGGCGAGCGUGUGUGGAUUCUCGGCCACGUCCUCACCGGCUGGACCGGUGCAGAGGCUCUUGAUAAGCCAGCGAAUCUGUUCUAUCAAAUCGUCCAUCGGUUCGCUCCCCAUACCAUUGCGGCGAUCUUCUUCGGCCACACGCACCAGGACCAUUUCUCUGUCUUUUACCGUGCGCAGUCCGGCAAGUCGCGUGACGUGUCGCGCCACACGCACGAUGCUCAGGUGGUCUCGUACGUGGCCCCGUCCAUCACGCCCCUCACGAAUGUGAACCCGUCGUUCCGGGUGUAUAAGGUGGACCCUGUCACAUUCGACGUGUACGACUAUGACCAGUAUUACACAUCCGUCGACGACUUUGACGCUCUCGGGCCUUCGCAGGCGCCCAUCUGGCGCUUCCUGUACAGCGCGCGCGACACAUACGGCGACUUGCGCGCGAGUGUGCACGCGAACAAGUACCAUGCACCCGUCUCACUCGACGGCACUCACUGGCCGCGACAGGCGCCGCUGAAUGCCUCGUUUUGGGCUGCGCUCACCGACGAAAUGGAGGCGCGCCCUGAGCUCGUCACGACCUUUGCUCUUCUCAAGAGCCGACUCAGCUCAGCCGCGAGUAACUGCUCCGACACCCAAUGCCGUGAGGCCAAUAUAUGCUACAUGCGCAGUGCUACGCCGACGCAGGGCCGUGAUUGUCCCGCUGGCCACGGCUCCGUCGUGUGA